GGUGCGGCGGUGGCGGGAGCGUGCCCGGUCCCCGCCCCUGUUUCCCACUCUCCUUCCACCUCCGACCGGCCGGGGCUCCGCAGAGGCGACGCUUGCUAGUACCCGGAACCGCCCUGCUGCUGCUGCCUGCUUCCUCCGCUCGCGGUGAGCCCGUCAGUCCCUGCUCUGUGCGCGCCUCCAUCUGGGCCAUGGAUGGCGGGGAUCUGAUGAGCUUCUUUCUUCUGGCAUCAUUAACGGACUUUUUACCAUGAACAGUUCUACUCCUUCUACAGGUGUGUAUGCUAAUGGGAAUGACAGCAAGAAAUUUAAACGAGAUAGACCUCCCUGUUCGCCUUCCCGUGUUCUCCAUCUUCGAAAAAUUCCAUGCGAUGUCACCGAAGCAGAGAUCAUAUCAUUAGGUCUACCAUUUGGCAGAGUAACUAAUCUUUUGAUGUUGAAAGAAAAAAGGCAGGCUUUCUUAGAAAUGGCUUCUGAGGAAGCUGCUGUUACUAUGGUGAAUUAUUACACUCCUAUUACUCCUCACCUUCGAAGCCAGCCUGUUUAUAUUCAGUAUUCCAAUCACAGAGAACUUAAGACUGACAAUCUACCUAAUCAAGCUCGAGCCCAAGCUGCACUGCAGGCUGUCAGUGCCGUCCAGUCAGGAAGCCUGGCCCUUUCUGGAGGUCCUUCCAAUGAAGGCACAGUCCUACCUGGGCAGAGCCCUGUGCUUCGAAUAAUUAUUGAAAACCUCUUUUACCCUGUUACUCUGGAAGUUCUUCAUCAGAUAUUUUCUAAAUUUGGCACAGUCUUGAAGAUUAUCACCUUUACAAAGAAUAAUCAAUUCCAAGCUUUGCUUCAGUAUGCUGACCCAGUAAAUGCACAUUAUGCCAAAAUGGCUCUGGAUGGCCAGAAUAUCUAUAAUGCAUGCUGCACCCUGCGUAUUGACUUCUCCAAGCUCACCAGCCUUAAUGUGAAAUAUAAUAAUGACAAAAGCAGAGACUUCACUCGCUUAGACCUUCCUACUGGUGAUGGCCAGCCAUCCCUUGAACCCCCUAUGGCUGCUGCUUUUGGUGCACCAGGUAUAAUUUCUUCACCAUAUGCAGGGGCUGCUGGAUUUGCCCCAGCCAUUGGAUUUCCUCAAGCUACAGGUCUAUCAGUUCCAGCUGUUCCUGGAGCUCUUGGUCCUCUCACAAUCACCUCCUCUGCUGUCACUGGAAGGAUGGCCAUUCCUGGGGCUAGUGGUAUACCAGGAAAUUCUGUUCUACUCGUCACAAAUCUCAAUCCUGAUCUUAUCACACCACAUGGGCUUUUUAUCCUGUUUGGAGUCUAUGGUGAUGUACAUCGAGUGAAGAUUAUGUUUAAUAAGAAAGAAAAUGCCUUGGUUCAGAUGGCAGAUGCAAAUCAAGCUCAACUAGCAAUGAACCAUCUAAGUGGUCAGAGACUUUACGGGAAAGUGCUUCGUGCUACACUGUCCAAACAUCAAGCAGUGCAGCUUCCUCGAGAGGGACAAGAAGACCAAGGUCUGACUAAGGAUUUCAGCAAUAGUCCUUUGCAUCGCUUUAAAAAGCCGGGCUCUAAAAACUUCCAGAAUAUCUUUCCACCUUCAGCCACUCUGCAUCUUUCCAACAUUCCCCCUUCUGUUACAGUGGAUGGUCUGAAGAAUCUUUUCAUAGAAGCUGGAUGUUCAGUGAAGGCUUUUAAAUUCUUUCAGAAAGAUCGCAAAAUGGCGCUCAUUCAAUUGGGAUCUGUGGAAGAAGCAAUUCAGGCCCUCAUUGAGCUUCAUAACCAUGACCUUGGAGAAAAUCACCACCUCAGAGUUUCCUUCUCAAAAUCUACAAUCUGAGAAUUUUUCUCUUUUCUGUGAAUUUUUCUCCUAAAACUGGACCGUAAUUUCAGUAAAACCUUCAGACAUAGACUGAAGCAGCUCACGACCAAUUUUGCCUCUUUCACAAAAAUAACUCUGAGUUUGAUAUUCAAGUAUAUUUUAAAAAUCAAGGGAUGUUCUUUUUUUCUAUCCCCCCUUCCCCACCACUGCCAGUCAAAGGUUUCUUUUCCCUUUGUACCAUGGUUUCUAUGAGAAUAACCUUCAGGAAAAAGAAAAUCAGGAAAAAAAGGUUUUUUUAAAUCAUUUUAUUCCCUAUAUUAAAUUAGAUUUGAAGAGCAUUAACUUUGUUUUAAUUUGGGUCCAGAUCAGCCUUAUACAACAUUUCUAAACUCCUUUGUACUUUUAAAAAAUUUAAACACGCAGACUUCUAAAAUUACUUGAUGGAAGUAAUUUAAAUCGCUUAUGACCAUGUUAUUAACCUUAUGAAUCAGAAGUCUGACCCUUGUAGGAAAUUCUGUUCACUUAAAAAUUACAUCAGAUUUUUGCCAUAUAUCAAUGGUUAUUAUGCAUAAACACAUUGAAUUGUGUGGCAGCAGAUUUAUAAACCUGCAUGUUUUCUUUCAAUGUUCUUUUUUUCCCUAUAAGACACUCCUUUAAAUAAUGCCUGUCUUUAACUUUUUAAGACUAUUUGGAAAACCGAAGUGUCUCAGCUGUCCCCAGGGAAAUUAAGUGGAAUCCAACUAGGAUCUGUUAAGAAGAUGUCAGAAUAACUAAUAAUUUUAUUAGGAAAAAAUCAUGUUUUAAAUUUCAAAUGAUGCUUAUUUGUCAAGUAAUAUGAUCUUGGAAAAUUUUAAAGAAAAAUAAUUCUACUUAUAAACUACUUUUUUAUAAUUGUUUUCAGAAAAAAGUUUACAGUCUUAAGGAAAAUAUUCAGGUCUAUCAUAUGGUUUGACAGAUUUUUUAAAAGUUAUUUUUGGUAAGGUCUUCUUUUAGAAAAAAAUUAAUCUCAAGGGUUUUUUGUACCACUAUAAUCUCUAAUACUCAAAAUUACUGUGUAUUUACUUAAUUUCUUCUUAUGUGCCUUAUUAUGUGCUUAAGAUACAAUAGGUUAGAGUUUAAUCUAAAUAUCUUGAGAGCUAUAUUGCAGACUUCAUAAGCAUUUUGUUUUUUCUUUCUCUCUUUUGGUAAGGAUUUAAAAUUUUUUUAAUUGCAAUUUUAAGUGGUUUUCAAUAAGUAAUAGUUUUUAUCAAAUUUUUGGUGCUUGGUGCAGAGAUGGUGUGGGGAAGGGUGAAUGGUUUGGGGAAUAAUUCAGCGCACACCUGUAGGCCUCUUUACAUUGUGACUAAUAGGGUUUAUUGCCAGUUAUUAUUGCAUAUCAAUUUGGGGCUGUCGAGUGCAAUCUCAGUUUCAUCUUUAUCACCCAUCAAUCAGAAUUUGUCUCAGGAUUACUUGGUUUUUCUCAAUACUCAAGGGAGAACUUGCUUUUCUUUGUUAAUGUAACUUCAUUACUGAGUUUCCACAUAUUUGGAGUAUGAGAGGGGGUUAUUUCUCAUACUCUGUCCCUCUCUUUUUGGUUGAAUGUAAGAGUACAUUUUAAUGUUGCUUCAGUGAUUGUAUAAUGUAAAAUUGUUUCUUUUUAAUAAGAAACUUUGCUAUUAUUCCUUCAAUUCUUAAUCAGAAUUUUUUAAAGCAGAAUUUGUCAAAAGGGUCAUUUUUGUCUACCCCUUUUACAGUUUUCAGAUUCUCAGAGUGUCUCAUCUCAACUUUUAAAAGCAUAAAGAACAUCCUCCUGGG
Molecule: messenger RNA, 3598 nt
Organism: Saimiri boliviensis boliviensis (Bolivian squirrel monkey)
Lineage: Eukaryota; Metazoa; Chordata; Mammalia; Primates; Cebidae
Gene: PTBP3
Product: polypyrimidine tract binding protein 3
Biological process (GO): mRNA processing
Cellular component (GO): nucleus
Molecular function (GO): RNA binding
Source: RefSeq, a predicted model, not a curated record